Molecule: messenger RNA, 1832 nt
Organism: Ceutorhynchus assimilis (cabbage seed weevil)
Lineage: Eukaryota; Metazoa; Arthropoda; Insecta; Coleoptera; Curculionidae
Source: the annotation of a GenBank genome assembly
UUUUACUCUUUUGAACUGAUCCGGAGUAAAAAGAGCAAAUAUUUGUAAUAACUUAACGGAAAUAUAAUUCUAUUUAUCACCCAGAUAUUUGACAAGAGUCAUGUCAAAUGACAUAAAAAAAAAAGAAGAAUUUUGUUAUGACAACUGACAGCUGCUAGAAACGUCAUCCCUUUUUUUUGUAAACAUCAACAAAAAGGGGGCCCACCACCAAAACAACCAAAAACCAUGAAAAUUUAAUAGAAUAAUGGGCUCCUCCGCAAUAAUUCUUCUUUUUCUAUUGGUCGAAUGUUUCGAGGGCACGCACGUGACAGGUACCUUUAGCUCAAACGACUUUUUCAAAUUUUUAAUCAAAUUCGGGUUCCAAAAAACAGACCGGCACUCGCCCGACUCCUCGCACGGGUACAUUUACGGUAACGUGACGUCACGCGACCGGUUCCCGGUUCCGGUUACUUUUGCAGUACUCGACCGGUUGUAUUUCCUUGAUUAUUAUAAAAAUAGGGCCAUUUAUGAUAGAGAUGAGGCCUGUAAGAGGAUGUUUGGUAAGUUGAAUACAAGGGCCUACGAUUCCAAAUGUAGCGACCAAGGCCGGGAUUAUUUGAGAAAAGUACCUUGCCCUAAAGGCCGGUUGUGUUUGGAUGAAGACAACCAAUGGAAUGUUGUUAAAAACCAUCAAUUUACUUACGUCAUCAAAGAUUUUAAACAGCCCUCAUUUUGGUAUGUAUCAAUGGUUGCCUGCUACCAUAAUACAACCACCUGUCAAUGGCACCACUACCAACCGAAAACUCCUUACCAAAUCGAGUACGACUUUUGGUUGGUCAAUGGAAACCCUAAUAGUUCAAGUUUUAGUACCCACCAAUUCUCAUUUGACCGCCAAAAUACAUUGGAACUGUAUUUGGUUUUCUGGAUUUGCUACAUGGUACUGGUACCACUGCAAUGUCACGCUGUCAGGAUUCAAAAACAUCCAGUCACCAGAUUAUUCACUGCGAGCCUCCUAUUGGACUUUGUGGCUCUUUGCCUCAAUUUACUCCAUACACUGAAGUUCGCCCUCAACGGUCAAGGAUUUCCCACAAUUCAAAUGAUCGGCGACAUUUGUGACAUCUUGUCAAGGACAUCUUUUAUGCUACUCUUGCUCCUAUUGGCCAAAGGCUGGGCGGUUACCAGGCUGGAAUUGACUUGGAAACCUUUGGUGUUUGCCAUUUGGCUUUGUUACGGCAUCGUACACAUUCUACUCUAUGUUUGGAAUUUGACUGAAGUUGACAUAAUCGAGGAUAUUGACGAGUACCAAACAUGGCCGGGCUGGUUGAUAAUCGUUUUUAGAUCCUUGAUAAUGUGCUGGUUCUUGUACGAACUCCGAACAACAAUGUUCUAUGAGCACAACGCGCAAAAGUUACACUUUUUACUCCAUUUUGGAGCAUCGAGCCUUGUUUGGUUCAUAUAUUUACCAAUAUUAGCCCUAAUAGCACUACACGUUUCUGCUCUAUGGCGGUUCAAAUUGCUGCUCGGAAUCACUUACUCGGCCGAUUGUUUCGCGUACUGCGUUAUGGCGCACCUGCUCUGGCCCACUCGCUCCGAACAGUAUUUUUUGCUCAAAGGACCCUCUUCGGCCGAUUUGGAGGAGUUGGACGAGUUCAAUGAAGCCCCCCAUGUGGUCAACAACUCGUAUACGUCACUGAGCAGCCAAACGUCAAAAAGCGAACCGCUGAUUGCGUAAAAAAAUUGAGUUUUUCUGUGUUUUUUUUUUUUUAGGUUGCCAAUAAUUCCAAGUGUCAAUUUAACGCCACAUCGAUCAAUUCCCAGAGUAUUCUUGUAAUAUAAACCUGCAACAAGUUGGA